AUUCAUUGCUGCUGUGUGCUGGUUUCCCAGUCUGUCUGGUUUUUGUCCGUUGUCCAUCGGUCCAAGGCCUUCCCUUCCUUACUCAUGUCGUCGGCAUUCGACCAUCCAUUCAUUAUCGUUCUGCGGUGUGGACGUUUCGACGAACCGAUAGAUACGCGAUGUGAUGCAUGGAACAAAUUGCGAUUACCAAAUGGACAGUGACCGACUCGGCAGAACCCACCCAUCCCACCCACGAUCGCGUCAGUCAGUGGUCACGUCGCCAGUGUAGCACGGGAAUCCUCACUCUCAUCAUCCCCCUCUUGUCUGGCCUUGUCCUUCCUGUCUCCUCUCUCCCCCUCCCCUUCAUCCCGAUCCUCAUGCUCAUACUCAUCGUCCAGCCCCACCCCACCCCUCUCAGCAGCAGCCCGUCUCGGCCGCACCGUCCCGCCCCCAGUACUACCCGCAGCCCGGCUGUACGCACUCUUCACACGCCACUUCUGCUGCUGCUUCUUCGCAAGCGCCCGCUCUCUCAUCUCCUCGGCAUCCUCGUCCUCAUGCCAAUCACACUCACCACCGCCACCGCCGGCCGAUCCUGCCGCGGCGUCUCGCUUGCUGGCGACGUCGCUCAGGCGCUUCCAGUCGUCUGUGUGUGUUGAGGAGGGCAGCUUAUUGGUGUGGGUGACGGGCGGGGUGAACUCGAUGAACUCCUUGGCUGCGGGGACGAAGGUGGAGACGAUGCGGGCGAGGAAGGACCGGAGGGAGCGGUCCUUGACGGCGUUGAACAAGUCGCGCAGGUGCACUGAAUGAACCGCCCAGCCUGUGGGAAGAGAAGAACGGACAUGCUAGAGUGAGUGGCUGGGUAUGUGAUGUGUGGGCACUUGUGGUCGGUUACUCACUGACCGAGCAGCGACAGCUGCCUUUGCCUGAGCUCUGCUGACGCCAAUGGGCGGCUGGAAGGGGCAACCAAAUCCUAACAAACACACACGACAUAGGGGGGUGCAUCAUUCGCAGGUGUGUGAGUGAGUGUGUAUGCGCUGAUGGUGUGCUGAUUGAUGGUGUGGUGUGAUACGAUCUCACCUGGAAGUUGAGGACGUCGAUGAGGUGCUUCUCGAGUGGGAAUGCCACACUGACGCGAUAGAUGUUCUCCAGCGUGUGGGCAGUCUUGUGCGCAACCUUCAGCUGAGAGAUGAACAAAGCCAACACGUGUCUGUCUAUGGUGUCCGUCUGUGUGUGUCUUUGCGGUGCGUAUGUGCUUACCUGGAUGAGCGUCUCCGACAGCCACUUGUCAUAGUUAUAAUCCUUGACGCGCAAUCGCUUGUCCAUCCUGUAGCCAGCCGUUCCGGUCAGGACCAAUUGGUGCCCCUUCUCCCUCCCUCCCUCUGGCCACCUGUAUUUGGCGCCUCCUUCGUAGACAUAGAGGUCCGCCCUGGGGCACGCCAAGACGUCUUCCAGGAAGGCCACGAGUGCGUCGGAUGCAGGGGGGUCCAGCCCGCUGGGCUUGAGCUUGAGAGCGUGCAGGGCCACCUGCUGCGCAUGCAUCAGCUCCUUCGGCAAUUCAUCCCCGAAACCCCUGAGCGAGCGACAAGAGAGAGAGAAGCAUGCACCAGCAGCUUCGCUUGUAUGCCUUGUGGAUGUGUGUGUAUGUGUGUGACCUGACCUGGCGAUGUCUUCGAGGAGUGGCGUGAGGUACUGCUCCUCGCUGGUGACGACGCACACCCACGCCAGCCGCAGAAGCGCCUCAGCGGCCUCCUUGGCACCAUCCUUCAACACAUCACCGCUGAAGGGGUCGUCCUCACCCUGCCAAUAAUGACCCAUGUACAAACAUGUUUGCCAUUCCUCAGAGGUGUCUGUCUUGUCUUGGUGCUCGUAUACAAGCACCUCACCUGGAUGUGCACGUUGCCCCCGCGGUAUUCGGCCCGCCCGACGGCGGCCUUUUGUUCCGGUGUGCCGUAUCGCUGAGUGAGAAAGUGCACCACCACCGGACGCACCCAAUCCAUCUUGAGACUUUGCUGCACUCACACCACACAACCAACCCCCUACACACAUGCAGUGCAAGCUUAGCUAAGCUAAACUAAGCCAAGCUGUGUUAGUCGCCCCCCAUCCCUCUCACCGACCGACUGCCUCACCUCAGUGAGUGUCCACAAGAGGUAGCAGAGCAUCAGAGGCCUGGGGCGCUCGCCCUCGGUCUCGAUCAGGUGCUGCACCGUGUCGACGAUCUUGUGCACAGAGUCGUCCUCAAACCCAAUCCGGGCACACGCGUAGCACAGCACAAUCAUCGACUGCAGGUCGCUGUCCAGCCGCGCCAGCUGAGCGAGGUUGUCGCUGAUGGCCUUCUGCACACGAGGGCGGCGGUGUAUGUGGGUCCUCACGAGGAGCCGGUCGUCAGCUGGCAGGUACGAGAGGCUUCCGACGAUGCGCAGGAAGUCCUCGGGGUCGCCUGAGCGGAGGAGGGGUGCGAGUUGCCGGAGGAUGACGUUGGUGAGCUGGUCGUCGGUGAUGUUGAGUUCGUGCAUCGCCUCAAAUAGGUCCGCCACAUUCGCUGCCGUGAAACACCUACACACAUCCAGACAUCCACCCACCAAUCCAUUCACCUGUGCGUGUGUGUGCGUGUGACCAUCUCACUGACCACCAGGUUCUGAUGCGUUGUCGGAUGGCGGUGAGUAGCUGGUCGAUGAGUGUGGGGCUCCUGAGGUUGUUAGGGCACUUGGUGAGUACGUGUAGGAUCUGCACGCAGUCCUCAGCGAAGAUGCUCUGGACCUUCUUGCUCGUCAGCUCCAGCAGCGCAGGCACCACGGGGUGCGACAGGUACUCGGCCUCGUACAGACCCACCAGCGUCUGCACUAUGUUCUCAGGGUACAACACGUGCUUGCGCUCCAAGAUCUCCAGGACAGACAUGAAUGACCACACGCAACACACACACACAUCGAUGCGUCCAGAGGAGACUCACCCCCUCUCCCCCCCCCCCUCUCCCCAUCCACACAGACAAGACAGACAGACAGACAGACCGACUCACCUGGUCGCAUAAAGCGCUGUAGAGCUUUGCGUCGGUGACGCCUGCCGCACCGAAGCCGUAGACAGCGCGGGAGAGCUGCAGGGGUGAGAAGGUGCCGACUAGCUUGAGGGCCUGCUGCUUGAGUCCGGCGAAGAGCUCCUUGUGUGCGAACUCCGCCUGUGCGAGGGCCAUGGCGACGCUUGAGAUGUCGUGGGCCGUGAACUGCUUGACCUUGGGCAACAUCGAGGCGGCAAGGUCCGAGAACAGAUCCGGGUCAGAUACGCCUGCAGGACACACAACACACGCACCCAGAGAGAGAUGGCAUGGAUGAGAUGGGUUGGCCCUUGUUGUGUUGCAUCUGUGUAAACAAACGCUCGAGCGUGGUACCAGCAUUUGCAUACGCCCACGCGACGGUGCAGAGGUCCCUGGCUGCCAGGUCCAGCAUGAACGACCGGAUGGUGGGCGAGAUGGUGAACUUGAAGAGCUCCUCGUCGGCCUCCUCCACCCUGCUCAUGGCCCAGGUCAGCUGCACCACGUCGCGCACCGUGCACUGCUCCACCUGCCGCUCCAGAGACCGGCGGAUCUUCUUGAACAGACUGGGGUCGGUGUAGGACAUGCUGGCGAAGGCGUGGGCCACCCCGGCGAUCUCCUGCAUGGAGAACUGGUCCAUCCCCUUCUGCACCUUCUGCGACAGCUGCGCGAACAGAUGGGGGUCCCGCACAUCCAGCUUGGCCAGCGCCGAGCACACCACUGUCAGGUCGAGGGGCGUCUUGAACUCCUCAUACCGAUACUUGACGGCCUCGACGAGCUGCUCCUUGAGCGGCAUGGCCUCCUUGAUGGCGAACGACAGCUUUGAGAGGCAGAAGAGUGCGGUGCUGAGGUGCUGGCCCUCGAACUUGGGCACGUGCUGCGUGCACUGCACCAUCAGUGACGGCAGCCACUUGGGGGCGUGCUCAAGCUUGACCAGACCCCAGAACAGGUUCACCAGCCCUUGCGGCCCAAGGUGCACCAGCAUCCUCUCGGCAGCGACCAGCAGCUCCACGAACCGCUCGUCCUUGACGAUCGUCUGCCGCUGGUACGGAGUGACGUAGCGCCCCAGCCGAUGGACGGCCGUCGUCACGUUGACCUCGUCCAUGUGCCCGAUGUUGCCGCCCACAGUGGUGAGGAUGGCCGCGACGCUCCUGGCCUUGACGAGCUCCUGCUGCACCUGCAGCCGCUCGGGAGCCAUGUUCAUCCACGUCUCCACCGGCAGCUUGGUCGCCGCACGAACCAGCUCCGCGGGGGAGUGGGCGUCCACCUCCGUCGGCGGCGCCGUCACGUCGGCUUCGUCGCCAUGGCGAGCGGGAGAAGUGUCGCCCUGGCCGAAGAGCAUGGCACGGAUCUUGGCCUUCUCCUCUUUCUCUGACAGAGACGGCUCCUGCCCGAUGUCGUCAAUCAGCGCGCUGCCUCGCACCAUCCUCAGCUGCCCGUGGUCAUCCCUCUCGCCGAGCCGGUCCAUGGCCUCUGCAGCAGGCUUCUGCAGGGGCCCGGUCGUGGCAUUGCUCUCGUGUGUCGCCUCUUCUUUGGCCGCUGCUGCUGAGUAGAUUGAUGCGUCGCUGGAGGUCUCUGCCUCCAGCUGAGAGAGGGAGGCCAGGUCGAGAGCAGACCCAGGGGUGGUCUUGCCCCUGGUGCUGUGGCUGUGCUGUGCCGCCCGGUCCUCCUUGUCCCAACUGGGUACGCCCUUCAUGCUGCCGCCCGAGGGGAAGAGGUCCCCCUCCCCUCCCUCCCCCUCGUCGAUGGCCGGCAGCCUCCUGCCGUCGGCCUUGUCCUUGUGCCUGGCCUUCUCCUCCUUCCUCCUCAGCUGCCUCGCUGCCAGGCUCUCCCGCGUCUUGGCCACCUUGUGCAGCUCCUUCUCCCUGAUCUCCUCCCAAAACGUCUUCUGGUACAGCGGCUCGUCUGUCUUGAGGUCGCGCAGAGAGAAGCGCGACUUGCCCUUGUUGCGCCGGCCGGCAUCUUUGUCCAUCUCCUUGAGCGGCAGAUCGUCCUCGUCUGCCUGGCUCAUCGUGGACUUGCCGGCCUUGCGCUCCAGCCGCCCCCCCUUGCCCCUCCUCGGCAUGGCCUCGGCCUCCACCUCCUCUGUGGACUUGAAGAGAGUGCUGGGGUGUGCCCCGUAGCGCAUCUUCCGGCGGAAGCUGGAGCUGGUCUCCUCUCGGAUGAUGGACGUGUACGAUGCAGGCGUGUAGGAUGGUUCGUCGUACUCAUCCCUGCCGACCUCCCCCUCCUCAAAGGACUCCUCGAAGGCCUUGGCACGGUCACCAGCGCCGCCCGCACUUGACGACAUGCCUGCCGCUGCAAGCCGGACAUGCUGCAAGGCCGGGAUGGAUGAGGGCUGAGACGGGCUGCCGGAGAGAGCCACGCGAUGAAUGAAGGAGGGGAGGGGAGUGGUUGCAUGGCGAGCACUGCACUCGGCGCCGGCUGGAUCUGUAGUUUGUGCCAGUGGUCUUGGGCGCCGCAGGUUGCCGCGAUGAAUGCGGGAUGAAAGCUUUGACGGGAUCAUGAAACGAAACCCCUGGAUGUUGACCAGCUGGGCUCCCUAGCCCCUACAGCCUCACCAAAAGAGCCAGAUCUUCGCUCUCUAGCUCGAAGAGAG
Molecule: messenger RNA, 5600 nt
Organism: Vitrella brassicaformis
Lineage: Eukaryota; Vitrellaceae
Source: the annotation of a GenBank genome assembly